AUGGCACCACCACUAUAUGUCAAAGGGGGUGUUUGGACAAAUGUUGAAGAUGAGAUAUUGAAAGCUGCCAUACAAAAGUAUGGUAUUUAUCAAUGGGAGAGAAUUUCUUCAUUAUUACCAAAGAAAUCUGCAAAACAAGUGAAAGCAAGAUGGGUUGAAUAUUUAUCACCUCUUCUAAAUAAAACAGAUUGGACAAAAGAAGAAGAUGAAAAGUUGUUAAAUUUACACAAAAUAUUUCCCAAUCAAUGGAGAAGUAUAUCAAACAUUCUUAACCGAACUGCGGUCCAAUGUGUGGAGCGUUAUCAGAAACUAAUUGAUGAAGCUGCUGGAAUCAAACCUGGAGAUGACGAGGAAAAUUUGGGAUUGUCUGGACCAGGUAUCGAGACAUUACCGGCAGUUGGUGCUUCUAGUGGAUUGGCAGUUGGAGAAAUGAAUUUGAAUCCAGAAAGCAAACCUGCAAGACCAGAUGACGAAGAUCUACCAGAUGAUGAGCGUGAAAUGUUGGCUGAAGCAAAGGCGAGAUUAGGAAAUAUCCAGGGUAAAAAGGCGAAACGAAAAGCUCGUGAAAGAAUGUUAGAAGAGAGUAAGCGUAUUGCAUUGCUUCAGAAAAGGAGAGAGUUGAAAUCAGCGGGAAUAAAUGUGAAGUUAACAACACGAAAUAAAAAGAAACGGAAAGAAUUUGAUUAUAAUGCCGAUAUACCUCAUGAGAUUAUUCCUCAAGCAGGCCCUUAUGAUACCGCAGAAGAAUUGAAACAGAAUGAUUUUGAAAAGCAACAAUUUGGCCAGCAAGUGUCAACAAAGGGAAUUAGUAUGAAAGAUAUAGAUGACAGAAUUGCCAAAGAAGAAUCAAGAAGGAAGAAGGAAAUUGAGAAGAAAAAACUCGAAAGAAAAAGGGAAUUCAAUGCAGCAGCAAGCCUAAUCAGCGAACACGAAGAUUCUAAAAGAAGGAAAUUGAACUUACCAGAACCAGGCACCCACAAUUUUGAAAAGACCAAGAGUGAUGUUUUAACCCUUACUAACCAAGCCAACAACAAACUAUCCGAAAAGGAGAUUGCUCGAAAUCAGAAUAAAAAAAGAGCUGCAGUAGCACAAUUAAUUAAAGCAACUUUCGAGAGACUUCCUCCUCCAAAGCAUGAAACUGGAGAAAUUCUACCAUUCGUUUCCACCAAUAUCCUUGAAUUCAGAAAUGACGUAAAUGCUAAUGAUAUAUCGGACAUUGCAGGAGCAAAGUUACCUGAUGAAACUGCAACAAAUGUAAGUACAUUGAUAUCUCGUGUUGUGCAGCGAGAACUACCAAUACCCCAUCCAAAUAAUCUACGAGAUCUAAGCACUGUAAAAUUUGAUACAUUGGUAGACAAAUUGAUUGCUGAGGAAUGUCAUAGAUUGAUACGGUCCGACUACAAACAAUAUCAUGACACUACUAUCAAUGGUGUUUCUACUGAUAAGUAUGACCGAGACUUACUUGAAAAGAUCAACCAAGAUAUUGAUAAAGAGUUUGCUCAAAUGGAUGUUUCAACAGUUCACAGUUUUGAAGAUUACGUUCUUCCUAAAAACUUUAAAGUGGCAGAAUCCAUAAUAGAAAAUUUACACACUUUCCAUAAUGAGAAUGAAAAAUUGACAAAUAAAAUACUAGAAUCUACAAAUUAUGAAGAUCAACGAGACCAAAAGUUGCAGCAAUUGACUCAUUUAUGGCGUGAACUAUCAGAUGUUAAUUUGUCUUAUCUGAUAGAAAAGAAAUUGUUUGAACUUGAAAGUUCAGCUAUUGACAAAGAAUUGUUACGUUUGCGCAGUGAAAUUGACAAAUUAAACAAAAAGAUUGAAACACUUCGGUAG
Candida albicans SC5314 is the source of this 1833-nucleotide messenger RNA. RefSeq names its product Cef1p (gene CEF1). Gene Ontology annotation, cellular component: spliceosomal complex; Prp19 complex. Lineage: Eukaryota; Fungi; Ascomycota; Pichiomycetes; Serinales; Debaryomycetaceae. Bases 1 to 1833 code for a protein of 610 amino acids. Gene Ontology annotation, biological process: mRNA splicing, via spliceosome. The transcript has a single exon. The record is from RefSeq and is a predicted model, not a curated record.